AUGGUCAAGGUCGUUCAGGGCACAAUCAUCGAGUGCGACGCCGCCGUCAAGCAGAUCAUCCUGAAGCUGGACGAGGUCGACAACAUGCACUUUGUUCUCGAGGAGCUCGACGAAACCCAUUUGUUUGUCGAUAGCUCGUGUAUCGAGGAGUAUACCUACAAAGCACAGGAUGCCUAG
This is a messenger RNA of Polychytrium aggregatum, 177 nucleotides long. RefSeq names its product general transcription factor IIH subunit 5-like protein. The coding region runs from base 1 to 177 and encodes 58 amino acids. The record is from RefSeq and is a predicted model, not a curated record. The transcript is spliced from 3 exons. Gene Ontology annotation, biological process: nucleotide-excision repair; transcription by RNA polymerase II; transcription initiation at RNA polymerase II promoter. Gene Ontology annotation, cellular component: transcription factor TFIIH core complex; transcription factor TFIIH holo complex. Lineage: Eukaryota; Fungi; Chytridiomycota; Chytridiomycetes; Polychytriales.